Messenger RNA from Telopea speciosissima, 1252 nucleotides. RefSeq names its product putative hydrolase C777.06c. The transcript is spliced from 12 exons. Bases 55 to 1110 code for a protein of 351 amino acids. NCBI's taxonomy places the organism in Eukaryota, Viridiplantae, Streptophyta, Magnoliopsida, Proteales, Proteaceae. The record is from RefSeq and is a predicted model, not a curated record.
AUAGAGAGAGAGAGAGAGAGAGAACGCAAGGAUCUUCGCGUCUGCAAGGGCCCGAUGGUUGUCUUGGCAGGCGUAGUUCGUCCUGCUCCCGCUUAUUUUGGCUCUUUUGCCUGUUUCAAGCGUGAAAAAUCUCUCUGCAGCUCUGCAAUAUCGUCGUUCUCUAGACUUGGAUCCUCUCCUUUCAAGCGGGUUCUCCAAGCUCGCCUUCAAUCAAGUUUUGCCGAUGGGAAUACUGGAUCGCAAACACCCACAGAGCAUUCUGAAAUCAUAUUUUUGGGCACUGGAACUAGUGAAGGAAUCCCGCGUGUGAGCUGUCUCACGGAUCCUGUGAAGAAAUGUGGGGUUUGCUUCAAAGCUACAGAGCCCGGUAAUAAGAACAGGAGACUGAACACAAGUAUUCUUAUCCGCCAUUCUAAAGCAUCUGGAACACGUAACAUUCUCAUAGAUGCUGGCAAGUUUUUCUACCAUAGUGCUCUUCAAUGGUUUCCUACUUAUGGGAUAAGAACUAUUGAUGCGGUCGUUAUUACCCAUUCUCAUGCUGAUGCAAUUGGAGGUCUUGAUGAUCUCCGUGAUUGGACAAACAAUGUUCAGUCAAAUAUCCCAAUUUUUGUAGCUCUGCGUGAUUUUGAGGUGAUGAAGAAGACGCAUUAUUAUUUAGUGGAUACAAGUGUCAUCAUACCUGGUGCUGCAGUCUCAGAAUUGCAAUUUAACAUCAUUCAUGAGGAACCGUUCAUUGUUCAUGAUCUUCAGGUUACUCCUUUACCAGUGUGGCAUGGGCGUGGUUAUCGGUCACUUGGCUUUCGUUUUGGUAAUAUUUGUUACAUUAGUGAUGCUAGUGAGAUACCAGAGGAAACUUAUCGACUUCUCAAGGACUGCGAAAUCUUGAUUUUGGAUGCACUACGGCCAGACCGAUCGUCUGCAACACAUUUUGGACUACCCAAAGCUUUGGAGGAAGUUCGUAAAAUUCGACCAAAGAGAACACUUUUCACAGGAAUGAUGCAUCUAAUGGAUCAUGAUAAGGUUACCGAAUAUCUUGACAAGUUAAGGGAAACAGAAGGCCUGGAUGUUCAACUAAGCUAUGAUGGUCUUCGCAUUCCUGUAUCACUUUAGGAUUCAGCUAUUGUGUUAAUCUUUGAUUUGGCUUAUUUCCCAAUAAAUGUGAUUAUUUGGUGAAUCUGAAAUUCACGAAAGUUCAACUACAAUUUUGAGAUCUUAAGCAAUAAGAAGUUUUGGCUGAGUUGGUCCUUCAUUC